Daldinia caldariorum is the source of this 1897-nucleotide messenger RNA. RefSeq lists its product as uncharacterized. The coding region runs from base 72 to 1484 and encodes 470 amino acids. NCBI's taxonomy places the organism in Eukaryota, Fungi, Ascomycota, Sordariomycetes, Xylariales, Hypoxylaceae. The record is from RefSeq and is a predicted model, not a curated record. The transcript has a single exon.
CCGUUUACACUCUGCACUUCCUUUGUGAUUAACCUGAAUUAAAUAUUGUGUUCAAAAUCUCGCCUCUUCUAAUGACUUAUUCUAAUGUCACGCUUCUACAACACCAGGUUUCCGAAACAGUAUAUCGUAUAUCUUCGCCGAAAUACCUUCUAACUAAUAUGUCUAGACAGAGCCACGUUACGCGAGACAGCACUAGCGAUGUAAUCUAUCAGCUUGCACGCGUGGCCGAUACUUUGCACGAUAAUUCACUUGGCAGGGUAGACCUUCUAGAGAAAUACGUUGACCAUGAACUCGAAAAGCGAUCUGCCGACUUGAAGGCAUCUCUGGAGAAAGUAAACACCACUAUCCAGUCCCUCCAAGGGACUGCGAACCAUGCCGGCGGAUGCUGUGAAGGCGGGGACGGAAUGAUCGACCGUCUUAAUCUUCUCCAAGCCCAAAUCCAGACCCUUCAUGCCGACCAAAACUCGUUUUGGGCCGGAUUCGAAGAUCUUAGAUGCAAAAUGGCAGGGAUCCGAAGCAACCAACACGACCUUCGCGAUGUUCUUCGUAUGAUGCGUGCAGAUGCCCAGGUCUUGCGUGAGCCUACCGACACUUUUGGAUUUCCUCAGUUUAAGAGGCUCCCACUGGAAGUUCGAACCAUGAUAUGGGACUUGGCCAUUCCUAACCGAAUACUAGGUCUCGCCGGGAAAUUCGGGAAUCAAAAUAAACCUGAGACAUUUUCUUUUAAUCCGCAUUUAUCUCCUCCUUCGGUUGCUCAUGUCUGUCGGGAAGCUCGAUCAAUAGCUUGCCGUAGCGGUAGACUUGUGAACACCAUCAAGAAGGACAGUGUUAGAUAUUCAAGGUACAACGGUAGGGGUCGAAAGGAUGACGUUAAUGGCACAUUACGAUUGUCCUGGUAUGACCCAAGCCGAGAUUCUCUUCGCCUGUAUGUGAACUAUUUGAAAUGGUUGCUAGAUGUCGAUGUCGAUAUAUGUCAAAUUACAGAAUGUAUCCAAUUUGACAUAGGUAGCACUGAUUCACGUCAUAUAGCCUGUCACUGGCUCCUAUCUUACCUCUCCGACACGCAUUACUUUCCACGAUUAAAAGUAGUUGACUUCAUAUCGGGUGUCUAUUUAUAUCGGCCGUAUAAGGACCAUGUCCUCGACACGCAACUCUUCUUCGGUCCAGAUCGUCAGAACCUUCUUUCUCUCGAUAUUACUGACAAGACCGCGAAAAAGGCUCUAAUCGACAGAAUCAAAAUGAAUCAUUCUGUGGAAGCUAACCGGUUAGUAAGCUGGCUAGAGAAGGAUGCAAAUGAUUCCUGGGGCGAUCGUGGACGUGAUGGUCCCAACUUGAAAAUGAAGUGGCCUCAGUUCUUAGAUCACUUGCAAAAGAAAUGGAUAUUUCUUCAGUCACAACGGGGUUAUUCGGAUGAGGUUAAUCAUACCGAACAAGCCGACGGAUCUAGCGGCAAACUGUCACAGAGCUGCCCUGUGUUCGGAUGAGUAAAGCUAAUUUGGCAAGUAUGUUAAAAGUAGGUAGAUCAUGAGGAUUUCCUGUCUUCGUCGGAAUGGUGACCGGAAUAGAAUUACCCAAAGGCAUAGUUGGGCGGGUAGUUAGCAAGCCGCAGUGGUUCUCCUAAUGUCUAUGGGUGGUGGUAUGUGGUAAUUAUCAUAUUCGACCUGUCUUUCCUUCAAGCUUUUUGCGUGUUGGCAGACAUCGGCUUGAGCAGCCUCAGAAGACUACACUCGUUCGGCUGAAUAGGUAGAUUGACUCAGACAUGGCCCCUUCUAUUUGUUAGACCUUUUUUAAUGUUGACAUUCCUUAGACUGCUUUUCAACCCUCCUUAGCAUCAUGAAGUUUUACUAUGUACCUAAAGAUGAAAGGAUUGUCUUGCGUUAUCACGGAUUUUUAGAAA